AUGUACGUGCCGGUCCGUGUGUGUCCAGCGCCAGGCGCUGAGGCCCAGACGGCUUUCCGGGGGCUGAUGGCAGCACCAGCCCGGGGCGGCGGGGCCGGCGGGGCCGGCGGCCCGGGCCCGGGGGGGCUGCAGCCGGGCCAGCGGGUCCUCUACAAGCAGUCGAUCGCGCAGCGCGCGCGCACCAUGGCGCUGUACAACCCCAUCCCUGUCAAGCAGAACUGCUUCACCGUCAACCGCUCGCUCUUCGUCUUCAGCGAGGACAACGUCGUCCGCAAAUACGCCAAGCGCAUCACCGAGUGGCCUCCGUUUGAGUACAUGAUCCUGGCCACCAUCAUCGCCAACUGUAUCGUGCUGGCACUGGAGCAGCACCUCCCUGACGGGGACAAGACACCCAUGUCCGAGCGCCUGGACGACACGGAACCCUACUUCAUCGGCAUCUUCUGCUUUGAGGCGGGCAUCAAGAUUGUCGCCCUGGGUUUCGUGCUGCACAAGGGCUCUUACCUGCGCAAUGGCUGGAAUGUCAUGGACUUUGUGGUGGUUCUGACAGGGAUCCUUGCCACGGCCGGCACUGACUUUGACCUGCGGACGCUGCGGGCCGUGCGGGUGCUAAGGCCCCUGAAGCUGGUGUCUGGGAUUCCAAGUUUGCAGGUGGUGCUCAAGUCCAUCAUGAAGGCCAUGGUCCCGCUGCUGCAGAUCGGGCUGCUGCUUUUCUUCGCCAUCCUCAUGUUUGCCAUCAUCGGCCUGGAGUUCUACAUGGGCAAAUUCCACAAGGCCUGUUUCCCCAACAGCACAGAUGCAGAGCCGGUGGGCGACUUCCCGUGUGGCCGGGAGGCCCCUGCCCGGCUGUGUGAGGGCGGUGCUGAGUGCCGGGAGUACUGGCCGGGGCCCAACUUCGGGAUCACGAACUUCGACAACAUCCUGUUUGCUGUCCUGACAGUGUUCCAGUGCAUCACCAUGGAGGGCUGGACCGACAUCCUCUACAACACAAACGAUGCAGCCGGCAACACCUGGAACUGGCUCUACUUCAUCCCUCUCAUCAUCAUUGGCUCCUUCUUCAUGCUCAACCUGGUCCUGGGCGUGCUCUCGGGGGAGUUCGCCAAGGAGCGCGAGCGGGUGGAGAACCGCAGGGCCUUCCUGAAGCUGCGGCGGCAGCAGCAGAUCGAGCGGGAGCUCAACGGGUACCUGGAGUGGAUCUUCAAGGCCGAGGAAGUCAUGCUGGCCGAGGAGGACAAGAACGCGGAGGAGAAGUCCCCGCUGGACGUGUUGAAGAGAGCGGCCAGCAAGAAGAGCCGGAACGACCUGAUCCACGCAGAGGAGGGCGAGGACCGGUUUGCAGACCUCUGUGCGGUCGGCUCCCCCUUCGCCCGGCCCGGCCUCAAGAGCGGGAGGACCGAGAGCGCGUCCUACCUGCGCAGGAAGGAGAAGAAGUUCCGGUUCCUGGUGCGGCGCGUGGUGAAGGCACAGAGCUUCUACUGGGCGGUGCUGUGCGUGGUGGCGCUCAACACCCUGUGCGUGGCCAUGGUGCACCACAAGCAGCCGCAGCGGCUGACCACGGCACUGUACUUUGCAGAGUUUGUUUUCCUGGGUCUCUUCCUCACAGAGAUGUCCCUGAAGAUGUAUGGCCUGGGGCCCAGAAGCUACUUCCGUUCCUCCUUCAACUGCUUCGACUUCGGGGUCAUCGUGGGCAGCAUCUUUGAAGUGGUCUGGGCCGCCAUCAAGCCAGGAACCUCCUUUGGGCUCAGUGUGCUGCGGGCACUGCGGUUGCUAAGGGUCUUCAAAGUCACCAAGUACUGGAGUUCCCUGCGGAACCUGGUGGUGUCUCUGCUCAACUCCAUGAAGUCCAUCAUCAGCCUUCUCUUCCUGCUCUUCCUGUUCAUCGUGGUCUUCGCCCUGCUGGGCAUGCAGCUGUUUGGGGGCCAGUUCAACUUCCAAGAUGAGACGCCAACGACCAACUUUGACACCUUUCCUGCUGCCAUCCUCACCGUCUUCCAGAUCCUGACCGGAGAGGACUGGAACGCAGUGAUGUACCACGGGAUCGAGUCGCAAGGCGGAGUCAGCAAAGGCAUGUUCUCGUCCUUUUACUUCAUCGUCCUGACGCUUUUUGGGAAUUACACCUUGCUGAACGUCUUUCUGGCCAUCGCCGUGGACAAUCUCGCCAACGCCCAGGAGCUGACCAAGGAUGAGGAGGAGAUGGAAGAAGCAGCCAAUCAGAAGCUUGCUCUGCAAAAGGCCAAGGAAGUGGCCGAAGUCAGCCCCAUGUCUGCCGCGAACGUCUCCAUUGCUGCCAGGCAGCAGAGCUCGGCCAAGGCGCGCUCGGUGUGGGAGCAGCGGGCCAGCCAGCUGCGGCUGCAGAACCUGCGCGCCAGCUGCGAGGCGCUGUACAGCGAGCUGGGCCCCGAGGAGCGGCUGCGCUACGCCACCGCGCGCCACCUGCGGCCCGACAUGAAGACGCACCUGGACCGGCCGCUGGUGCUGGAGCCCGGGCCGGACGGCGCGCGCGGGCUGCCGGCGGGCAAGGCCCGGCCCGAGGGACACGUGCCCGACCCGGGCAAGGAGGGCUCGGCACCCGGGGCCAAGGGCGAGCGGCGAGCGCGGCACCGCGGCCCCCGGGCCGGCGGCAGGGAGGCAGAGAGCGGGGAGGAGCCGGCGCGGCGGCACCGGGCCCGGCACAGGGCGCCGCCCGCCCGCGAGGACGCGCAGAAGGACGGCGAGGCCGAGGCCAGGGACACCGCCAAGGAGCUGCGGAACCACCAGCCCAAGGAGCCACACUGCGACCUGGAGGCCAGUGGGAUGAUGGGCGUGGGUCCUGUGCACACACUUCCCAGCACCUGCCUACAGAAGGUGGAGGAGCAGCCAGAGGAUGCAGAUAACCAGCGUAACGUCACUCGGAUGGGCAGUCAGCCCCCGGGCCCAAGUGCUGCCGGGCAGGUCCCAGUGACGCCGACCAGCCCUCCCGGGGAGACCACAGUUGUCCCCAGUGGCAAUGUGGACCUGGAAAGCCAAGCAGAGGGGAAAAAGGAGGCGGAAGCUGCUGAAGUGACACGCGGCGGCCCCCGACCCAUCGUCCCUUACAGCUCCAUGUUCUGCCUGAGCCCCACCAACCUGCUCCGCCGGGUCUGCCAUUACAUUGUCACCAUGCGGUACUUUGAGAUGGUCAUCCUCGUGGUCAUCGCCCUGAGCAGCAUCGCCCUGGCCGCUGAGGACCCUGUGCGAACGGACUCGCCCAGGAACAACGCCCUGAAGUACCUGGACUACAUUUUCACAGGCGUCUUCACCUUCGAGAUGGUGAUCAAGAUGAUCGACUUGGGGCUGCUGCUGCAUCCUGGGGCCUACUUCCGGGACUUGUGGAACAUUCUGGACUUCAUUGUGGUCAGUGGGGCCCUGGUGGCGUUUGCCUUCUCAGGAUCCAAAGGGAAAGACAUUAACACCAUCAAGUCCCUGAGAGUCCUGCGUGUCCUGCGGCCCCUCAAGACCAUCAAACGGCUGCCUAAGCUCAAGGCUGUGUUUGACUGUGUGGUGAACUCCCUGAGGAAUGUCCUCAACAUCCUGGUCGUCUACAUGCUCUUCAUGUUCAUCUUCGCCGUCAUCGCUGUGCAGCUGUUCAAAGGGAAGUUCUUCUACUGCACCGAUGAGUCCAAGGAGCUGGAGCGCGACUGCAGGGGCCAGUAUUUGGAUUACGAGAAGGAGGAAGUGGAAGCCCAGCCGCGGCAGUGGAAGAAAUAUGACUUUCACUAUGACAAUGUGCUCUGGGCCCUGCUGACCCUGUUCACGGUCUCCACGGGAGAAGGGUGGCCCAUGGUGCUGAAACACUCCGUGGACGCCACCUACGAGGAGCAGGGCCCGAGCCCCGGCUACCGCAUGGAGCUGUCCAUCUUCUACGUGGUCUACUUCGUGGUCUUCCCCUUCUUCUUUGUCAACAUCUUUGUGGCCUUGAUCAUCAUCACCUUCCAGGAGCAGGGGGACAAGGUGAUGUCUGAAUGCAGCCUGGAGAAGAACGAGCGGGCAUGCAUUGACUUCGCCAUCAGCGCCAAGCCCCUGACGCGGUACAUGCCGCGGAACAAGCAGUCGCUUCAGUACAAGACGUGGACGUUUGUGGUUUCGCCGCCCUUCGAGUACUUCAUCAUGGCCAUGAUAGCCCUCAACACGGUGGUGCUGAUGAUGAAGUUCUACGAUGCGCCGUAUGAGUACGAGCUGAUGCUCAAGUGCCUGAACGUCGUGUUCACGUCCGUGUUCUCCCUGGAGUGCGUCCUGAAGAUCAUAGCCUUUGGGGUGCUGAACUACUUCAGGGAUGCGUGGAAUGUCUUUGACUUCGUCACUGUGUUGGGAAGUAUUACUGAUAUUUUGGUAACAGAGAUUGCGGAAACGAACAACUUCAUCAACCUCAGUUUCCUGCGCCUCUUCCGCGCUGCCCGGCUCAUCAAGCUGCUGCGCCAGGGCUACACGAUCCGCAUCCUGCUCUGGACCUUCGUGCAGUCCUUCAAGGCCCUGCCCUACGUGUGCCUGCUCAUCGCUAUGCUGUUCUUCAUCUACGCCAUCAUCGGCAUGCAGGUCUUUGGGAACAUUGCCCUGGACGACGGCUCCAGCAUCAACAGGCACAACAAUUUCCGGACGUUCUUACAAGCCUUGAUGCUGCUGUUCAGGAGUGCCACUGGAGAGGCCUGGCACGAGAUCAUGCUGUCGUGUCUCAGCCAACAGGCCUGUGACGAGCACGCCAACGCCACUGAGUGUGGGAGUGACUUUGCCUACUUCUACUUCGUCUCCUUCAUUUUCCUUUGCUCCUUUCUGAUGUUGAACCUCUUUGUGGCCGUCAUCAUGGACAACUUCGAGUACCUCACGCGGGACUCUUCCAUCCUGGGGCCCCACCACCUGGACGAGUUCAUCAGGGUCUGGGCCGAGUACGACCCGGCUGCGUGUGGGCGAAUCAGUUACAGUGACAUGUUCGAGAUGCUGAAACACAUGUCCCCACCCCUGGGGCUGGGGAAGAAGUGCCCUGCGCGAGUGGCAUACAAGCGUCUGGUUCGCAUGAACAUGCCCAUCUCCAGUGAGGACAUGACUGUCCACUUCACAUCCACACUGAUGGCCCUCAUCCGGACCGCACUGGACAUCAAGCUGGCUCCAGCUGGCACCAAGCAGCAUCAGUGUGAUGCAGACUUGAGGAAGGAGAUUUGCUCUGUGUGGGCCAACCUUCCCCAGAAGACGUUGGAUUUGCUGGUGCCACCCCAUAAACCUGAUGAGAUGACAGUGGGGAAAGUCUAUGCAGCUCUGAUGAUAUUCGACUUCUACAAACAGAACAAAACCAGCAGGGAUCAGAUUCAUCAAGCUCCUGGAGGCCUGUCUCAGAUGGGCACCGUGUCCCUGUUUCACCCUCUGAAGGCCACGCUGGAGCAGACGCAGCCGGCUGUGCUCCGAGGAGCCCGGGUUUUCCUUCAGCAGAAGAGCUCGACCUCCCUCAGCAAUGGUGGGGCGGUACAAACCCAAGAGAGUGGCAUCAAGGAGUCUGUUUCCUGGGGCACUCAGAGGACCCAGGAGGUGCCCUACGAGGCGAGGACCCCCCUGGAGCGUGGCCACUCAACAGAGAUCCCGGUGGUGCAGCCAGGAAAACCAGCUGUGGAUGUACAGAUGCAGAGCAUAGCCCUGAGGGGCCCUGAUGGGGAGCCCCAACCUGGGCUGGAGAGCCAGGGUCGUGCGGCCUCCAUGCCCCGCCUGGCAGCAGACACACAGCUGGCGCCGGACAGCAGCCCCAUGAAGCGCUCGGUGUCCACGCUGGCGCCGCAGCGCCCCCCCGCGGCGCAGCUCUGCAGCGGCGGCCCGGCCCGCGCCCCGGCCCCGCAGGCGCCCGCGCACCAUCACCACCGCUGCCACCGCCGCCGGGACCGCAAGCAGAAGUCCCUGGAGAAGGGGCCCGGCCUGCCCGCGGACAAGGAUGGCGCGCCGCCUCCGGGAGACGGGCCCCCCGGCGGCCGGCGGGAGCGCAGGCAGGAGCGCGGCCGGUCCCAGGAGCGCAGGCAGCCGUCGUCGUCGUCCUCCGAGAAGCAGCGCUUCUACUCGUGCGACCGCUUCGGGGGCCGCGAGCCCGGGCCCCCGCUCGGCAGCCGCCCCGCGUCGCCCACGGCCGCGCCGGAGCCGGGCCCCCCG
Hipposideros armiger (great roundleaf bat) is the source of this 6135-nucleotide messenger RNA. It is a transcript of the gene CACNA1B, whose product is annotated as calcium voltage-gated channel subunit alpha1 B. Gene Ontology annotation, cellular component: membrane; neuronal cell body; voltage-gated calcium channel complex. The transcript has 48 exons. Gene Ontology annotation, molecular function: high voltage-gated calcium channel activity; calcium ion binding. Lineage: Eukaryota; Metazoa; Chordata; Mammalia; Chiroptera; Hipposideridae. Gene Ontology annotation, biological process: chemical synaptic transmission; calcium ion import across plasma membrane. The record is from RefSeq and is a predicted model, not a curated record. The annotation marks the transcript as partial.